UGGGCGGGGUCGUAGGGCGCGGCGGCAGCCAGCCGGGCCGCAUACAAUAGCAAGGCUGCGACUGGGGCCGAAGGCACCGCCGCACGGUGGGCGCUCCUUCCCGCCGCCCGCACCUUCCCGUCCCGCUGCAGCUCUAGGCUGCGCGGAGUCCUCUCCGCGAUCGCUGGCUUUUCGCAGUCGCCUGUGCCCCCUCAGAGCCCGCGCUCUCCACAGUCUGCCCCGAGAAGGCUCCUCUCAGCGAGCGCACCCCGCCCCUUCAUAGUCCCCGCGCGCCUCCCGCUCCCCGCGGCCCGCAGCGUCCAGCCCUCCAGACCCCGGGCCUGAAGGAACCCGGCGCGAGCGGUGAGAGGAGAACGAGGGGCGGCCGCUCGCUCACGCUCCCGUUCCCGCGCGCUCUCCGGGUUUGGCCGCCGCCAGGAGAAGGAGGAGGAGGAGGAGGAGUGGAAGCGAGCGCAGAAGUAGCUGCUGCUGCUGGUGGUGACAAUGUCCAAUAACGGCGUAGACAUCCAGGACAAACCUCCAGCCCCUCCGAUGAGAAACACCAGCACUAUGAUUGGAGCUGGCAGCAAAGACACUGGAACCCUAAACCACGGGUCCAAGCCUCUGCCUCCAAACCCAGAGGAGAAGAAAAAGAAGGACCGGUUUUACCGAUCCAUCUUGCCCGGAGAUAAAACAAAUAAAAAGAAGGAGAAGGAGCGACCAGAGAUUUCUCUUCCUUCAGAUUUUGAGCAUACAAUUCAUGUUGGUUUUGAUGCUGUCACAGGGGAAUUUACGGGGAUGCCAGAACAGUGGGCCCGCUUGCUUCAAACAUCAAAUAUCACAAAGUCAGAGCAGAAGAAAAACCCACAGGCUGUUCUGGAUGUUUUGGAAUUUUAUAACUCUAAGAAGACCUCCAAUAGCCAGAAGUACAUGAGUUUUACAGAUAAGUCAGCUGAAGAUUAUAAUUCUUCUAACACUUUGAAUGUGAAGACUGUGUCUGAGACCCCAGCAGUACCACCAGUGUCAGAAGAUGAAGAUGAUGAUGAUGAUGCUACCCCACCUCCAGUGAUUGCUCCACGCCCAGAACACACAAAAUCUGUGUAUACACGAUCUGUGAUUGAACCACUUCCUGUUACUCCAACUCGCGAUGUGGCUACAUCUCCUAUUUCUCCUACUGAGAAUAACACCACUCCGCCAGAUGCUUUGACCCGGAACACUGAAAAACAAAAGAAGAAGCCUAAAAUGUCUGAUGAGGAGAUCUUAGAGAAAUUACGGAGCAUAGUGAGUGUGGGUGAUCCUAAGAAGAAGUAUACACGGUUCGAGAAGAUUGGACAAGGUGCUUCAGGCACAGUGUAUACUGCAAUGGAUGUAGCCACAGGGCAGGAGGUGGCCAUUAAACAGAUGAAUCUUCAGCAGCAGCCGAAGAAAGAGCUGAUUAUUAAUGAAAUCCUAGUCAUGAGGGAAAACAAAAACCCAAAUAUUGUCAACUACCUGGACAGUUACCUUGUGGGAGAUGAGCUGUGGGUUGUCAUGGAAUACUUGGCUGGAGGCUCCUUGACAGAUGUGGUGACAGAAACUUGUAUGGAUGAAGGCCAGAUAGCAGCUGUGUGCCGAGAGUGUCUACAAGCUUUGGAAUUUCUACAUUCGAACCAAGUCAUUCACAGAGACAUCAAGAGUGACAAUAUUCUGCUGGGAAUGGAUGGCUCUGUCAAGUUAACUGACUUUGGGUUCUGUGCACAGAUAACUCCAGAGCAGAGCAAAAGGAGCACCAUGGUGGGAACUCCAUAUUGGAUGGCUCCUGAAGUUGUGACCCGCAAGGCCUAUGGACCCAAGGUUGACAUCUGGUCCCUGGGAAUCAUGGCAAUUGAAAUGAUUGAGGGGGAGCCCCCUUACCUCAAUGAAAACCCUUUGAGAGCCUUGUACCUCAUUGCUACCAAUGGGACGCCAGAGCUUCAGAACCCAGAGAAGUUGUCAGCUAUUUUCCGGGACUUUCUGAACCGCUGUCUUGAGAUGGAUGUGGAGAAGAGAGGUUCAGCUAAAGAGCUACUGCAGCAUCAGUUCCUGAAGAUUGCCAAGCCCCUCUCUAGCCUGACUCCUCUGAUUGCUGCAGCAAAAGAGGCAACCAAGAACAAUCACUGAAACCAUGCUUACCCCAGCCUCAUGUGCCAAGCCUUCUAUGAAAUAAACACUCGUUUCGGGAACUCCGACCCCUCAUGUCCUCUUCUCGUUUCCUUGCUUCUCCCAUUUCCUGAUCUAGUGCUCUCAAGACUUUGAUCCUUGGAAACUGUCUAGCACUGAAGAGAACUGCAACUGGAUGGGAUGACUAAUCCAGCAGAGGCCAUUUCUAAAUAGAAAUAGGAAUUCCUUUCCAGUUUGUGGGCAUGGAGGGGACUGAUGAGCAAGGGUUUACCUGAAUAAACCUGUUUCUACGAAACAGAAUCUCAGCCAUCCCAUUCCUUACCCCUCAUAAUCAGUUCUUAACUAUAUAAACUUAUGGUUUGAUAGCGUUAUCGAUUUGCGAUCAGUUGAAAUUUCUUUAGUUUUUUAUUUCUGUGACCAAAUUGCCCAAAUAUCUCAUUGUAUUUGAAAACCAUAACAGCUUUGAAAUGCCAUGGAGCCUGAUAAUCUGCCAGGGACAUGAAGAGGCUGUUUCCUGAACCAUGACCUUGGUGCAGCUGAUCCUGACAUGGGAGAACUACCAUGUUUUUCUUUGUGUGUGCUUCUAGCAGCUGUUUUGGAGAACCAUGACCCAGUAGUGUUCCCUGUGCUAUUUCUAGUGAAAUGGUCUUAGCUAUGUAGCAGCUUUUGAUUCCCUGCAUCCCCUAGGCUGCUGCCUGCAUUCUGUCCUUAUUUAUAGCACUGAGAAAUUUCCUAGAGCACAUGCUGAGUGAGAAGUGUGAGAAGUCGGAGGGAAAGUGCAGCUACUUUUAGCACAUGGCUGGCUUCAGCACCUGUCCAGCUAUACUUGUGUGAUAUUUCAAGAUCUCAGCCUCUGUUUUUACCUGGGACUCAGAUCUUCUGGUAGCUUAUCUAUUUCAGUUAAAAGAGAAGGUCUCCAAAUAUGAGAUAAUGUGCUACUAGUAAUAAGGGGACCCUGUUUUUAAGUGCAUGACCAAGCUCUCUGCAAGUGGACAUGCUUACUCUCUGCAAGUGACACGUACUGCAGAUGUUUGCUACCUCCUGCUCUCUUCAUGGUUUUGGUUCUCCUGCCGUGGUAGGAUGCUUGGCCAGCAUUGUGGCUUGUCAUGUCAGCCCCGUUGACUACCUUGUCAUGCUCAGAGGUCCUACUGCCUCAGCAGCACAAGUUUCUAUUUCCUUCAAUAAAAGGAGAUGAAAAUAUUCUA
This is a messenger RNA of Mastomys coucha (southern multimammate mouse), 3323 nucleotides long. RefSeq names its product p21 (RAC1) activated kinase 1 (gene Pak1). Lineage: Eukaryota; Metazoa; Chordata; Mammalia; Rodentia; Muridae. Bases 484 to 2118 code for a protein of 544 amino acids. Gene Ontology annotation, molecular function: protein serine/threonine kinase activity; ATP binding. Gene Ontology annotation, cellular component: cytoplasm. The record is from RefSeq and is a predicted model, not a curated record. The transcript has 15 exons. Gene Ontology annotation, biological process: intracellular signal transduction; regulation of actin cytoskeleton organization; regulation of axonogenesis.